AUGACUGAGGAUAACUAUCGCCCUCAAUCUCCUGACUUUUCCUCUCUCCCACUCCCUCCCUCCGACACCCAGCCGUACGCGCUCGCCAGUCCCGUGGCCCACCGCGCAUCCUACGACGCCUCGCCCUUCUUCACCCCGUACCAACGCCCAAAUUCUAGUCGCGUACCCCAGCAGUACGUUCCACCCUACCAAGCGGACUACGAUCCUGAUAUGGCGCGUCGCUCAUCUCGUCUGGCACAUCCCGAUGACGCUGCUGUCUCCGAGCCCGUCGCGCCCAUGUUCCCCGUCGCUCCCCCCAUAGCCGACGAAUCGUCCCCGGCGCGCCCGGGCGCGGGCAUCGAGGUCAAGACCAAGUUCCCCGUGGCGCGCAUCAAGCGCAUCAUGCAAGCCGAUGAGGAUGUCGGCAAAGUUGCCCAGGUGACCCCGAUCGCAGUCUCGAAAGCCCUAGAACUCUUCAUGAUCUCUCUCGUUACCAAGGCCGCCCAAGAAGCCAAAGACCGCAACUCAAAACGCGUCACUGCAUCCCACUUGAAACACGCGGUCGCCAACGACGAAGUGCUUGACUUCCUGGCCGAUAUCAUUUCCAAAGUUCCCGAUCAACCCGCGGGCCGAAAACACGAGGACGACGGCAGCGAUCCAAACGAGGGGCGCCGGAAGCGCGGCGGCCGACGACCCAAGGAUGAGAGUGAUUAA
Penicillium alfredii is the source of this 693-nucleotide messenger RNA. RefSeq names its product negative cofactor 2 transcription regulator complex subunit BUR6 (gene nctA). The transcript is spliced from 2 exons. Gene Ontology annotation, cellular component: nucleus; negative cofactor 2 complex. Gene Ontology annotation, biological process: transcription by RNA polymerase II; negative regulation of transcription by RNA polymerase II; positive regulation of transcription by RNA polymerase II. The coding region runs from base 1 to 693 and encodes 230 amino acids. Gene Ontology annotation, molecular function: core promoter sequence-specific DNA binding; protein heterodimerization activity; RNA polymerase II general transcription initiation factor activity. Lineage: Eukaryota; Fungi; Ascomycota; Eurotiomycetes; Eurotiales; Aspergillaceae. The record is from RefSeq and is a predicted model, not a curated record.